Molecule: messenger RNA, 2753 nt
Organism: Trichoplusia ni (cabbage looper)
Lineage: Eukaryota; Metazoa; Arthropoda; Insecta; Lepidoptera; Noctuidae
Gene: UbcE2H
Product: ubiquitin-conjugating enzyme E2 H
Exons: 5
Coding region: 153-764 (203 amino acids)
Biological process (GO): ubiquitin-dependent protein catabolic process; protein polyubiquitination
Cellular component (GO): nucleus
Molecular function (GO): ubiquitin conjugating enzyme activity
Source: RefSeq, a predicted model, not a curated record
AUUUUAGUCUAUGGUUUGUGUCCAUUGUUUUUCUACAAUGUUAUUUUUCUGACUGCUGCUGGUGGACGAAAAUUUGGUUUCGCUGCGUCUAGUGUGAGUUUGUUCUAGUGUUCGUGUUCGAUAUUGUGGUUUAUUUGCAAUAGAUCACGAAGAUGUCGUCACCGAGCGCUGGGAAACGACGCAUGGACACCGAUGUCAUCAAACUUAUUGAAAGUAAACACGAAGUCACAAUAUUAGGAGGUCUCAACGAGUUCUGCGUGAAAUUCUUCGGACCUCCCGGCACGCCGUACGAGGGCGGAGUAUGGCGCGUCCGCGUGCACCUCCCCGACCACUACCCCUUCAAGUCCCCCUCAAUCGGCUUCAUGAACAAGGUCUACCACCCGAACAUCGACGAGGUCUCCGGCACCGUCUGUCUCGACGUUAUCAAUCAAGCCUGGACUGCACUUUAUGACCUUUCGAAUAUAUUCGAGUCGUUCCUGCCUCAGCUGUUGACGUACCCAAACCCCAUUGACCCUCUGAACGGAGACGCUGCCGCCCUCUACCUGCACAAACCUGAAGAGUACAAGAAGAAAGUUUCAGAUUACGUCCGAAGAUUCGCGACCGAAGAGGCGUUAUUAGAAAAGGACGCGAUCACGGGCAUGGGGGGCGCGACGCCCGCGUCGUCGGGCUCCAAGCCGUCCAACGGCAACGCGAACAACAACAGCGACACCGAGAGCUCCAUGAGCGAGUUCAGCGACGACGAAGCACAAGACAUGGAGUUAUAACAUAAGUUACCACGCAUAAGUAAUACUUGCUCACUCAUCACUGCCUUGUGUGUUUAAUGUGCUGUUCUGUGGUCUAAUGUUGGUGUCGGUGUUGCUAGGUUACUCUGUUCGGUGUUGCCAGGUUUUUAACUCGUGACGAAUGUUAUUGCUAGAUGAUCUGGUUGCAGUUAACAAAUGUUACCAAUGUUGCCAGUCUCUAGUGACAGAGGAAAAACUGAUGCAGUUUUUGGUAAAUUAACUGAAAUCUGGUUGCAGCUAUCAUUGUUGUUAACCGGAUGUUGCAGAUCCGAAUCUGGUUGUCAAAGUCAUCAGUUGAAAUCUGGUGACAAACUGAAAGAUGUCAGAAAGUAUGACAGUGAAUGUUGCCACAAUUUUGGGAUGUUGUGUGGUUUUUUGAAAGAAUCUGAAUUUCAUUGUAUAAAUGCGGUAGAAUAUAGAAAAGUAGUUUUUAUUAAUUAUGCAACUGUGAUCUUCUAAAAGAAAUUAAGCGUGUACUAUUGAGAGAACGCAAUUCCCUGAUAUUAUUACUUAUUUAGUGCCCAAAGACCUACCGAUAUUUUACUUAAUGAGUUUCUUAGAUGGUAGUUGCUGAGGCACUAAAGACGUCUGGUAAGAGACUCCUCUUCUUUGAAUCUGCCAGUCAUACAAUACUUACUGGAAUCACAUCCAAGCAAUCCAUUUCUAGUAGUGUAUCUUUAUCUUACUAUAAAGUAUUAUCUUCAAUGUUUUCUGCUGUCUUUAUUUGAUGUCUCAAAUCAAUUGAAUAGCAAGAAUUAUUUCUUUUCAUAUUUUGAGGUCGUUAUUGUUUUUCUAUGUUGAUUGGAAAUAAUACAGCCACUAUAAAUGAUACCAGCUCAACUAUAAUUUACCGCAUUUUACUAUUUACAUAGUAGAAAUACUGAUACAUUAGUGUUAUUUAGUAUUCAUCCUGAGAAAAGCUGAUGACUAUCAAAUCCAGAGCUGUGAUUGGUUUAACAUACCGCCAUGGAUCAGAGCUAUCAAAACGAAUAGCUCCUGAGGUAGAAGUACUUCCUCUAUAAGACAAGAAACUUAUAUUCAUCACAAUACUGCAUAUUAACUAUUGCUUAGCUUAGACAAAAUUAUGAUUCGUUAAAAAUGCUUUAACGAGUAUUAGACAGAAUAAAGACUGGUAUUGUUGUAUCUCUUUUCACUCACGGGAUGAUGAAUACAGAAUAAUCCUAUUUUAAAAGUAUUUCUACUAAGUAAAAUUAAUAUAACAAAACGUUUCGGGACCGAUACCCACUUGGCGUCAGUAAGACUUGUAAAUAAUUAUAGUGUUAACUUAAAAUUAAUCCAAAGCGCAACUCUUAAUGUAUCGCGUGUAUAAAAUGUAUCGGCUUAUUUUAAUCUCGUUCAAAGACUAAUCGUAAUCGCAUUGAACCACGUUAGACCACAGGCAACAAGCCAGUACCAACAGAAGACAGAGGUUCGCUGCCAACAUUAAGAAAAUAUCUAUCAAAAGGACCACGAACAUUGCCAAUUUAGAAAAUAAAAAAAAGAUGCUCAGAUAUUUCCGAAUGGCGGCGAACGGAAAACGCUUUAAAAUUUAAAUAUAUGUUAAUAUAAAUAAAAAAUAUAUUAUGCAUGAGAUCGUAAUUUAAUGGAGAUAACUUUUUUAGUCGUUCGUCGGGAGGUUACUUAGGGGCGUGUUUGGCUUGUCUUAAUGUGUCUUUAUGCUUAAGGUUAGCGGCAAUACGUUAGAGGAAAAAAAGUGUUCACGAAUUCGAUGUUAAACGUAGAUGGGUAGGCUUGGAAAUGGAUGGGGUGGCGUGGUUACGGACGAAACAACUGAUAUUUUGGAAUACUUACACGUCUUGAAAAUGAACAACCAAUAUUGAUUGUGGUAUAUUGUGUACAUAUUAAUUUGACUUGUGGUGGUCAGAUAAGAUGUCACUCUUUUUAAGAUUGUUGGGUUAAGUAUGUCUCCAACAUAGCUUGUCAUAAUAAAAGAUAAAAAUCUGAUCAAAA